Messenger RNA from Hansenula ciferrii, 1125 nucleotides. RefSeq lists its product as uncharacterized. Lineage: Eukaryota; Fungi; Ascomycota; Saccharomycetes; Phaffomycetales; Wickerhamomycetaceae. The record is from RefSeq and is a predicted model, not a curated record. The coding region runs from base 1 to 1125 and encodes 374 amino acids. The transcript has a single exon.
AUGGGUUCAAAGAAGAAAGAGAUCAGUCGUAAAAAGAAGUCAAGAUCAAGGCGUUCAAAUCAAACUACUUCACAUUGGAAAUCAUUUUUCACUGCUGCUUUAAAGAUUCUUUUGUUCCCAAUCUAUGUCACAUAUAUCUUUUGGAGAACUUUGUUGAUUGAUAAACCACGGGAAGCUGCCUAUGCUGUCAAAGAGACCUUCACCACGUUGUAUGAAAAAUCUAAGAAUGGGUAUAGAAAAGCUAAGAAGAUCAAGCAUAGAGGAAGGUUACAAGAUCAAGUUUUGUUAUUGGAUGAUUUAAGUGAAAGUGAUGAAGAAGAUGAAGUUAUUAGAAAUAGAUGUAAGAAGAAUGGGAUAAUUAAGAGAAAAACUGCAUUUGUUAGAAGAACCGUUUUCACUGUUGGUCAUUUCACUAAAGAAGGUUUCAGAUGGAUUUGGAGACUAUUUAUUAAAACUUUACAUGUCAAAAGAACAACUCAAAAAAAUUUAAAAUGGUCUAUAAGGACUUCAUAUGGUCUUUGGUCAGAAACUGGUAAACUUGUUGAAAAAAUAAAGAAUUUCCCUGGUGAUUUAGUGAUAACAGUAAAGAAUUUUGUUCGUGAGGCUAUAGAAGGUGAUAAUGAAGACCAAUCACCUGAACAAGAUGAGGAUCCUAAUAACUUUACAUUGGAAGAUCAAUCUGAUUUACCAGAACCAAUUUCUUUAAGAACUUCUCAGGAAUUAACAUCACCUCAACAUUGGCCAGAUAGUCAUGGUUUUCCUACGAAGGCUCCAUAUUCAAGAAGACCAAUAUCAAGAGGACGUCCUCAAACUCGCCAAAGUUUUUCCCAGAGAAUAGAAGGUACAAUUCCAGCAAGAAAGUUUUUCGCACCGCCAACAAAUGAAGAAUUGAUUGAUGAUUAUUUCAAUACAUACGAUGCUAUUCAACCACAAGAUCCAUAUCGUCGUUUGGUUUAUUCAAGGACAAGAAGACAUCAAUUAAUUUCAGAAACUGAUGCAGAAUCCAUGGAUGUUAAUCCAAGAAGUGCUAAAAAUCAAGAAUAUGAUGAAGAUGAAGAUGAUCAGCAAGAUGCUGGUGCUUAUGAUGAGAUAUACGAACCUAAACAUAAUGAUGAUGACUACUAG